CCUCAAUCCGUUCCACAACCAUGGUGUCGUCAUCAGUCCUUGGUUUCCCCCGCAUGGGUGCAAACCGUGACUUGAAGAAGGCCAAUGAAGCAUACUGGGCCGACAAGCUCUCCCGUGAUGAGCUUCUCGCCGAAGCCAAGAGGCUUCGUCUUGCUCACUGGAAAUUGCAGAAGGAUGCUGGUGUUGACCAGAUCCCCAGCAACGACUUUGCAUUCUACGACCACGUCCUCGACCACAUUCAGAUGUUCAACGCUAUCCCAGAGCGCUACUCGAAACACGGUUUGGCGCCAAUUGACGAGUACUUUGCCAUGGGUCGUGGCCACCAGAAGGAUGGUGUCGAUGUUCCCAGUCUGGAAAUGGUAAAAUGGUUCGACUCAAACUACCACUACGUCAAGCCUACACUUCAGAAAGACCAGAGCUUCAAACUCGCAUCUGACCCGAAGCCUGUCCGCGAAUACUUGGAGGCCAAGGAAGCAGGCAUCAACACCCGGCCUGUUCUUCUCGGCCCGGUCUCUUUCCUUGCUCUUGGAAAGGCCGACCGUGACCAAGAUGUCGAACCUAUCUCCCUCCUCCCCAAGCUCCUCCCAGUAUAUGUCGAGCUUCUGACCGCUCUGAAGAAGGCCGGCGCCGAGACCGUCCAGAUUGAUGAGCCUGUGUUGGUCUUUGACCUGCAACCAGCCGUCAAGGCUGCCUUCAAGCCUGCCUACGAGGCUCUGGCCAAGAGCGACCUCCCCAAGAUCGUUCUUGCCACAUACUUUGGCGACAUCGUCCACAACUUCGAUGUUCUCCCAGCGCUUGCAAACGUACACGCUCUUCACGUUGACCUUGUCCGUCACCCAGAGCAACUUGAGCCCGUAAUCAGCCAGCUCGGACCUAAUCAGGUUUUGUCUGCCGGCGUUGUUGACGGCCGUAACAUCUGGAAGACCAACUUCAAGAAGGCUAUUGAGAUCGUUGAGACUGCUAUUCAGAAGCUUGGUGCAGAGCGCGUCAUCGUUGCUACCUCGAGUUCUCUCCUCCACACCCCUCACUCUCUUGAUAGUGAGAAGAAGCUCGAUGCUGACGUCAGAGAGUGGUUCUCAUUCGCUGCGCAAAAGAUCCGUGAGGUCGCUGUGAUUGCUAAGGCUGUCACUGAUGGUCCUGCAUCAGUCAAGGCCGAGCUCGAGUCAAAUGAGAAGGCUAUGCAGGCCCGCGCUACCUCCAAGCGCACCAACAACCCCGCUGUCAAGGAGGCUCAAUCUAAGAUUACCAAAGCUAUGCACGACCGCAAGUCUGAGUUCCCCGCACGUUAUGAGCAACAGAAGAAGCACCUUAGCCUUCCCCUCUUCCCUACCACUACCAUCGGUUCCUUCCCCCAGACCAAGGACAUCCGCAUUCAACGUAACAAAUUUACCAAGGGUGAAAUCACACCCGAGGAGUACGAGAAGUUCAUCGAGAAGGAGAUCGAUGAGGUCAUCAGAGUCCAGGACGAGCUUGGCCUUGACGUUUACGUUCAUGGUGAGCCGGAGCGUAACGACAUGGUUCAAUACUUUGGCGAGCGUCUCGAUGGGUACGCCUUCACCACCAACGGGUGGGUACAGAGUUACGGCUCACGCUGUGUACGCCCCCCAAUCAUCGUUGGAGACGUCUCACGUCCAGCUCCUAUGACCGUUAAGGAAUCCAAGUAUGCCGCAAAGAUGUCCAAGAAGCCCAUGAAGGGUAUGCUUACUGGUCCUAUCACCUGUCUGCGAUGGUCUUUCCCUCGUGAUGAUGUCCACCAAUCGGUCCAAGCUCAGCAGCUUGCUCUCGCUCUGCGUGAGGAGGUUGUUGACCUUGAGGCCGCUGGCAUCUAUGUCAUCCAGGUCGAUGAGCCGGCUCUGCGUGAGGGACUUCCUCUCCGCUCUGGCGUUGAGCGCGAGAAGUACCUCGACUGGGCUGUCGACUCUUUCAAGCUUUCCACUGCCGGUGUUGAGGACUCUACUCAGAUCCACUCACACUUCUGCUACUCCGAGUUUCAGGACUUCUUCCAUGCCAUCGCCGCCCUCGACGCUGACGUUCUCUCCAUCGAGAACAGCAAGAGUGACGCUAAGCUCCUCAAGGUCUUUGUCGACAAGGCUUACCCCCGCCACAUUGGCCCUGGUGUUUACGAUAUUCACUCCCCUCGUGUGCCUGCUGAGAAGGAGUUUGAGGAUCGCAUUGCUGAGAUGCUGCAAUACUUGAAGCCUGAACAGCUCUGGAUCAACCCUGACUGUGGUCUUAAGACCCGUCAGUGGAAGGAGACUAAGGCUGCGUUGAUCAACUUGGUCAACGCUGCCAAGAUCUUCCGCGAGAAGUACUCUUCUUAAACUAAGCAGCGCCCAACCGCUGCGAUGUAUUAUGCGCUAUGAAUUUUCAACAUGCAUGGACUAGAAAAAGCAUCUUAGUUUAUAGAUGGUGCGAUUUCAACAUCGGCGUUUCAACAAUAGGACGUCACAUGGGUUGCAUGGGGAGUUGACUGGGGAGAUGACCGGGGAGAUGACUAGGGCGAUGAUACCAUGAAAAGUGUUUGCAGCUUUCAACAUGCUGGGGAUCUCGACGAUACAUACGAAAAUCGAGGGAGCCUCCGUUUCUUACUUCUUUGUAUAUCAAAUUAAGUAGAGGAUGUUUGAUUCAAACCUCUCUAUGCAGUCUAUCUUACGCUAUCGAUGACAGU
Messenger RNA from Pseudovirgaria hyperparasitica, 2668 nucleotides. Its product is annotated as cobalamin-independent methionine synthase. Gene Ontology annotation, molecular function: zinc ion binding; 5-methyltetrahydropteroyltriglutamate-homocysteine S-methyltransferase activity. NCBI's taxonomy places the organism in Eukaryota, Fungi, Ascomycota, Dothideomycetes, Acrospermales, Acrospermaceae. The record is from RefSeq and is a predicted model, not a curated record. The transcript is spliced from 4 exons. Bases 21 to 2321 code for a protein of 766 amino acids.